Molecule: messenger RNA, 9940 nt
Organism: Schistocerca nitens (vagrant locust)
Lineage: Eukaryota; Metazoa; Arthropoda; Insecta; Orthoptera; Acrididae
Gene: mon2
Product: protein MON2 homolog
Exons: 29
Coding region: 180-5150 (1656 amino acids)
Source: RefSeq, a predicted model, not a curated record
CCAGCUCACCUGUAGACGCGUUUUUGAGGCUUGUGUCAUCGAAAAUGAAGUUGUACUACGUGCGUUUGCUGUCGAAAUGAAAACCUGUGUCUGUGUGUUAUUAGUGUUAAGUGUGCGACAGACAGUGUCUAGUGAAAUGUCAUGCUCCAAAGAUUUGUGACGCGUCAGCUGUUCAUAACAUGGCUUGUGGAAGUUUGUCAACUGGGAACGAGGAAGCUUUACGGUUCUUGGAUAGUCUGCAAAAUGAUCUGAAGAACUUGUCAAUAGAGACGAGGAAAAAAUUUCCGCAGAUUAAAGAGUCAUGUGAAGAAGGCAUUGCAAAGCUCCGUAAUGCUGCAGCACAUCCUCAGACACCAGUUUACUAUGUCGUGAACCAAAUACUCUAUCCACUGGUUCAGGGAUGUGAGACCAAGGACCCAAAGAUUGUGAAGUUAUGCCUGGGAAUAAUGCAGCGGCUGAUGACUCAGCAGGCUGUUGAUCAGAAAGGAGCAAGAUACAUAACUGAUACUCUUUGGAUGCUAAUGGAAUCUGGGACUGAGGAGGUUAAGGUCUUGCAGAGUGUCACUUUGCUGUUGACUACAAAUACUGUUGUACAUGGUGACACGCUUGCAAGGAAUUUGGUUCUUUGUUUUCGUUUACAUUUUACCAAAGAUUCAACAACUAUUAAUACUGCUGGAGCAACUGUUAGACAAUUAGUUUCAUUAGUAUUUGAAAGAGUUGUUGCCGAAGAUGAAGCGUACUAUGAUCGUGACACAGGAGUGCAGAAAGAUAUUAAUCUGGAGGAGCUGAAGGUUCCUAGUAAUGUUGCACCUAAAGGUUUAAGACUAUGUGCUGCUGAUGCGUAUCUAAUGUUUCAGGACCUUGUGCAGCUUGUAAAUGCUGAUCAACCAUAUUGGUUAAUUGGAAUGACUGAGAUGACACGCACAUUUGGCUUGGAACUGCUGGAGUCAGUUCUGACAAAUUUUUCAUCUGUAUUUUACCAGCAUCCAGAAUUCAGUUUCUUGUUAAAGGAAAGAGUGUGUGCAUUGGUUAUAAAAUUGUUUUCCCCAAAUAUAAAGUAUCGAAGUUCUGUACCACAGAGUAUACAACAAGCAACUCCGUUGGACAAGCCGUAUUUUCCAAUAAGCAUGAGACUGCUAAGGGUAGUCUCUAUUCUAAUUCAAAAAUAUCACAGCUUGCUGGUUACAGAAUGUGAAAUAUUCCUAUCACUGAUUGUAAAAUUUCUGGAUCCGGAUAAACCAGCCUGGCAGCGUUCUCUCGCAUUGGAAGUCUUGCAUAAAAUGACUGUUCAGCCAGAAUUACUGAAGUCAUUCUGUGAAUGUUACGACCUUAAAGCACACGCUACAAAUAUUUUUCAAGACAUUGUUAAUUCACUUGGUGCUUAUGUCCAGUCACUCUUUGUAAAUCCACAGUUAAUGGGCCAAGCAUCUGUGUCAGGUGCAGCAGUGCCUGUUGCUCAGGGCCAGCCGCCUGCACUGCUAGCAGGUAUGCCAGUGGGACCUGGGGUGUCUCCACAACCCGGAUUCUUCUCUAGAGGAGUAUGGCUCCCUGUCGUAGCUACCUUCUCAAGUGGGCAGGCAAGAGCAACAUACCUUGAAAUGCUGGAUAAAAUUGAACCACCAGUGAUUCCAGAUGGGUAUGGCAUAUCUGUGGCAUAUGCUUGCCUCUUGGAUAUCAUCCGUUCUGUUGCAAUCAUAAUAGAAGGUACACCACCUGCAGUCGAAGAGCAGCCUGCACCAGGAAAGUACAGUGGGUCAGAAGAGGAAAAAGUUCUUCAUUGCCAGCUUAUAAAUUCUAGUUGGUGUGGUCUGCUAGCGGCACUCAGUCCCCUGAUAGAUGCUAGUACUGAUGAAUCUGCUUCCGAAAAUGUCUUAAAAGCGAUACAGACAUUUGCCAGUCUGUGUGGAAUGCUGGAUUUACAGAUACCGAGAGAUGCUUUCAUUACUGCAAUCUGCAAAGCUUCAUUGCCACCGCAUUAUGCACUGACAAUUCUAAAUUCUGCACCACAAGGAGCUGGAUCUGGAAGGGGUCAUUCCCGCACUAGCAGCCAGGAUAUGAAUUCCCAGUACAAUGUCAGUGCUUACAAUGAAACUGACUUCAGACAGCAAGUAGUAGCAGUGGGAACUCCAUUGCCUACAGCAUCUUUACCCAUUGGUGCCCAGCAGGGUCCAGUCAUGUUGACAGCAAAGAAUCUACAGUGCAUGAGAGCUUUACUGAGUGUAGCUCACUGUCAUGGAAGUAUAUUAGGCACUUCAUGGCACCUGGUGCUGACAACAUUACAGCAUCUGGUAUGGAUUUUGGGCCUGAAGCCUUCUACAGGUGGUAGUUUGAAAGCUGGCCGAACAACGGCUGAUUCCAAUGCUGUAAUAACAACAGCGGUAAUGGCUGAUUUACCAGUCCUUUCAGCUAUGCUGAGCCGAUUGUUUGAAUCCAGUCAGUAUUUGGAUGAUGUUGCUUUGCAUCACCUUAUUGAUGCACUUUGUAAGCUCUCUCAUGAGGCAAUGGAGCUAGCGUAUUCCAAUCGUGAACCAUCUUUGUUUGCCGUUGCCAAACUUCUGGAAACAGGACUUGUUAAUUUACCUAGAGUGGAAGUCUUGUGGAGACCUCUAACCAAUCAUCUUUUGGAAGUCUGUCAACAUCCUCAUAUUCGGAUGAGGGAGUGGGGAGUUGAAGCUAUUACAUACCUUGUUAAAGCUGCAAUGCAACAUAAAUACCAACCUCCACUAAGAGAGAACCAGAAGCUUCAGACACUCCUCCUUGGACCUCUGUCUGAGCUUUCUUCUGUACCACAUGGCGAUGUUCGGCAGAGGCAAUUGGAAUGUGUUCUACAUGUCUUACAUGGGGCUGGAGAAACAUUGUCUCAUGGGUGGCCAUUGGUACUUGGGAUAAUUGGAGCUGUCUCUGAUCAUCAUGGGGAAAACCUUAUAAGAAUAGCUUUCCAGUGUCUCCAGUUAGUUGUAACCGAUUUCUUGCCAGUGAUGCCAUGGAGGUGCUUGCCACUUUGUGUUGAUACAGCUGCAAAAUUUGGUUCUCAGACUCAAGAACUUAAUAUUUCUUUAACUGCAGUUGGCCUCAUGUGGAAUAUUUCUGACUACUUUUUCCAGAACCAAGAUAAAUUGUGCCAAUCUUUGACGGGUGAUAAUACCGUAUUUCCAAAUUUUCCUGGAAUAUCAGAUCUACCACACUUUGAUAAAUUGUGGAUGUGCCUUUACUCCAGGCUCGGUGAUCUGUGUGUUGAUUCAAGACCAGCUGUACGCAAGUCAGCUGGACAGACAUUAUUUUCUACAAUAUCAGCUCAUGGAGGUUUGCUGAGUCAGAUUACGUGGCAGUCAAUUGUGUGGCAGGUUUUGUUCCCACUGCUGGACAAUGUCAGGCGACUUUCAAGUUCAGCAAGCAAUGAGAAAGUGGAUACAGGAGGAAAUAUUUUAAUCCAUCAUUCUAGAAACACUGCCCAGAAACAGUGGGCAGAAACACAGGUGCUUACAUUAUCAGGAGUAGCAAGGGUUUUCAACACAAAGAGGCAGAUUUUACGUGCUGUUCCUGGUGAUUUUCCUCGUGCCUGGUCACUUCUCCUUGAAUUUAUUGAAAACUCUGCAUUGAGUAAAAAUGAUGAGGUUUCCUUAGCUGCCCUGAAAGCCUUCCAGGAUAUAUUGUAUUGGAACCAAGACAGUGAAGGAAAAUUAGUGACAGUAAAUCAAGCAACUGUAACCAACGAAGAGCCAGAUAUAUGGGAUGUUGCAUGGAAAGUGUGGUGUAAUAUAGGUGCUGAGAGUACAAAAUUAUGUUUUGAUGUGAAAGAAUUCUAUGUUCCUUCACAGCCAUUUCUAACAGCACUGAUACAGAUAUUUCCUGCUGUUUUCCAACACACUAGAGAGAGGUUUUCAACAACAGAUCUUCUGAAACUUUGCGAGAUUCUGCAGAAUGCAGUGGCUAUUCCUGUUUUGGGUGACAUAUCUCCAUUUGUUCUCCCUACUGUUAGUGAUGCUGGGCUCACACAACUUCAAGAAGGUGUUCUUCACUGUAUUGAGCUGCUGAAAAAGGAAGCAUUGACUGGCCAAAAAAAUAUGAAGAAAAUGAUUGCACCAAUAUUUGACCAGCUUCUAGCUUUUAGCAAAUAUGCUUGCCAACCUCCCGUUUUUGGGAAGGCAGACACAAAGAAUGGAACGCAAGUAAAAGGGGCUGCAAUGGGUGAGUGGAUGGCUGUGAAUUACAUUCCAUUUGGUGAAAAGGCUUUGACUAUGGCCAUAGAGUUGUACAGAAUCACUGCUAGUGAUAUGUCUGUGAUAAAUGCCUGUGUCCUGCACAAAAUUAUUUGUGCAUUACAUGUUCCGUUGUCAAUGAAGUAUAGCUGUCCAUCUCCUACAACAUGGAAGUUAGCGGUCACAGGUUUGUUAACUGUGCUUCAAAUUGGUCUUCCGCUGGCAAGAAAGCAUCGUCAAGAAUUCCAGCAGAUGUGGCCACAGCUUGCUGAAACCUUGGAUAAAUUUUUGUUUCCAACAAGUGCACCAACAUGUGAUCGAUGCCCUGAAGAGCUCCAGGCAGAUGAAGCAGUGGAUUGCAAAGUAAUAGAAUUACUGCGUGAUGAAGUAUUACCUCAUGUUCAUUCUAUUCAGAAAGAGUUUAUUCUUAAAGUGGUCGUCCUGCUAAACAAAGGCUCAAUUCAUUCUGCAAGUAGUCCCAGCUCUGAUUAUGUGGCUGAACCAAAACUAAGAGAAGAAUUUGCAAAAACUUGUUUUGAGACUUUGCUGCAGUUUUCAUUACAAGAUGGUGCUGAUGAAUGUGCUGAGGAAAUAACAGAAGGUGGUGUGGCAGGAAGAUUAGCUGUCACUGCUCUUCUAACAAGGUUCCAAGAAGUACUACACCAGUAUGUUGAAGAUGAAAGGAAGAACGGAAAUUGCCCAUUGCCAAGGUAUAGGUUGUCAGAGAUAUCUUUUGUACUGAAAGCUGUUGGAACUUUGGUAUUAUCACUGAAGAAAGCUCCACCAGGAAAAGUGAAUGAAUCAUCAUGGGAACAACUGAUUGCGUUGUACCCCUAUUUAGUGGACUGCACAACUACAAAAUCAACACAAGUUUCAAGUUCGCUUCGUGAAGCGUUACUGCAGUACGCGGACCUUUUGCAUUCGCCUAAAAGAUAUCAUAAUGGUGUAUGAUAGUGUUAUAUUUGUGCUGUUUGUGUGAACUGACACUGAGAUUGUAGCGUUGAUGCCUGCAGCCUAUUUAAGUACAAAGUUAAUUGAGAGACAAUGAACAUACACAUGCGUGCAGCAGCAAGAGCUAUGGACACUGGAAGUGCACAGAGAUUCAGUGGUGCUGCCCCUCUGUCACACACCAAAAAUGGCAGGAUAAAGACUGUAAUAUCAUCUUCUUCCUUCCAUUGAAACACUAAUGUGAAUGACAGAGGUGUGGAUGUGAGACUCAUAUUUAAAAAUGAUGUUAGAGUUCCUGGAUGGUUUUGGGAGAACUUCAACAUUUUAUUCCUCAGGUCCUCACCACUGCUGUUCUACACCCAUAUGUAGUGCUGUGUACUCAUUUCAGUGAGACACUAAAGGGAAGUAUUUCCUUGUCCAUCCUCCCUUUGCCUACUGUUGCAAAAACUGAUGCUAUCAAAGCUGUCACCGUAAUUGCUACAUUGCGAUGUGUACUUUGUCCAACCUGUGUACAGUCACACACUUUUUCUUUGUGACUUGACUCCCUACUCCUCACUAGGCAGGAGACUGGGCACCGAUAUGCCAUUUUCAGUAUUUUUGCAUUUAAUUUCGGAUUUUUCUGAAAAAUGAUAUUAAUCACAUGAUUUCAGCUUGAUAUAUGAGAAAUUUUAAGUUUUGGUUAUUUCCACAUCUUGUUCUUGGUAACAUUCAGUGAAGGGGAUGGAGCUCACUCCCAAAAUAUUUCUCUCCCUGCAGCACUUCUAUAAAACUGGCCAAGAAAGUGUGUGUGGACUGCAAACUUUAAGCUACUUCGAAAUUGACAUCUCCACAGAUGAAGCUCAGUACUGGGCAGCUGGUAGCUAGUUCAUUAAUGCCAUUGUGUGUAUAUUUGGAGUUCUGAUUGCUUCAUUUAUUUUAUUACACAUAGCAAAUUACUGAUGAUGGAUUUUGAUCAUGGGAUUUGUGUUAUAUGAAUGUUCUUCUUACUUUGGAUGCUAUCCAAAUGGUGCUAUUUCCUUGAAUAUUUAGUGACUGUAGUUCUCAUGUUCUCAACAUUGACUGAAGCUCCUUUUAAUAGAACAUACUAUGCUGCCCUGCUGUAUAUUAUUGUUGGAAUAUGAUUAGAACUUUGACACAUUUUUGUCAUCAUGUGUGUUUUAUUACAGCUGACAAACAAUUGUAGCUUUCUUUUCAAGUAACUUAUUACUUUCCAAAAGUUAGUACCUUGAGAGGCAGCUUAAAAUGUUACCGUUAUGCGUAAGUUGCACACAUCCCUGCGUGCCACCAGAGGUAUUGUCGCCAUAUCAGUAUUCAGUUGAAGCUAUGAAAUGUAAGUUAAAUGUGUAUAACAUUUCUGUUACCUUGGACCAUUAAUAACAUUCUUUUUUGUUCAUUAUCACUUUUUCUAUAAAUUAUUUUCCUGUUUAAUCACAAUACAAAGCUGAUCUCCCUGGAAACCAAAUAUAAUGAAAUACUCUUUAGUUGGGGCACCAAAUUAAUCUUUGUUCUAAACAAUAACAGGAUUCUUGUUGCCCCCCCAAUAAGGAAACAGUGUUCUUUGCCUGAAACUCAAUAGAAUUACUGAAAUAUUAAGUAUCAAGAGAUUCUGCCUCACUGGUAUUUGCGUCAGGGAAAAAUAAUUACGUAAGGUCUUACAUCUUUGAGUGUGAGAGUUUCUGAUGUAAAUAUAUAUCUUCCUUUCUAUGUAUGUUCUGCAAUAUUUUCAUUGUUUCAAAUUUCCUUGUAUUUCAAGUCAUUCCUGUCUACUUCCAGAACUUCAGUAACAGUUUUUUACAAUGGUCAGAUAUCUGCAUCCAUGUUUGACAGACAUAAUAGUUUCUGUUGUAACAUAAAUGUGAUUAACUGGGUCUGCUCUGAUAACAAGGCAGUGGACACCAUAGAAGUUUCCAAGAUCUUUAUAAAUCACUGUUAUUACUUUGUGAAUUAGUCGUGGCUUUUUCAGGUGUCAUUGAUAAUGUUAGAAGUUCGAAACUUCUCUGUAAUUCUUUUUCAUACAACAGAAAAUUAUGUGAAUUCUGAGGGUGGUUACCACACUCAUUGCUUUCAUUCUUAGAUGUCUUUGUAUCUUCAGUAAUUAUUGUUUUAUUUUUAUCACAGAUGCACCAAACAUUAUUUUACAGACCUUUUUGGAUCUUGUUAUUGAACCAUCAUUGUUCUUUUUGUAGUCCAUUUUAUUAGUCGAUAAACAUAAUUUUCUGUUUACAGAAGACUCAUUUUUCAAAAUACUCAAGUAAUUUUACUUGUUUGUUUACUAUUCUCUUUAAGAUUGUUGUUCAAAUUUAUUUGUGAAGUAUGUUUACUGUCUCAUUAUGCAACUUCAAAAUAUCAAACAAAUCACAUUACUUCUAUAGGAUUUUAUGAGGCUAUUGAAUAGAUUGUGUUUAUAUAUACAUUUUAUUGUGCAGGCACGACUUACCGUAAGUAAUGAGACUUUUCAAUUGCCGUUUCCUUUGAAAAAUAUAUAUUGUCAGUUAACAGAAUUGUCAUGUAGUGUCAUUAUUUCAUUCCCAAAUCUAGAAAAUAGAAUAGGCAACUGUGAACAUGUUCCACUUCUGAACAGCAGUAGUUCCAUACAUACAUCUCCUCUAAUUCACAUUUCACAAGUGGAUACCACACUUUUUUUCCAGUGAUCUGAUUCUAUAUAUAAGAGAUUUUAUGAUCAGAUCAGCAGUUUCAUUUGUUGGGGAGGAAAAGUUUGUAUUAAUUACUACAAAAGCUGUCUGUGUAACUAAAAUGGCAUUAUAUUUAUUGCUGUGGCUCACUGAGUGGUGUAAAUCUAUCUAGUUGCUGUAAUUUCGGCAGCUUGUGUAUCAAGUUUGCCAUGUGUGAUUGUUCAGAGUAACUGACCAUAUAGAGUACAUGUGGAAUAUUGUGUCAUCUGUGUGGACUUCAUGAUGAUAUGAUAGAGAGAAGGGCGCAUAUGGAAACUUGUAGCUUUAGACAGCUUACUCCUCAUGAAUGGCACCAAGAGGAUGCUGGACAUAGAACACACACGUCGCCAUCAGUAGGGUAAAUCCUACUGUUAAAACUCUCUUCCACUACUAGCAUUUGAAUCAGUUACCUUUGAGCCGAAGAUUUUCACAAAAUUGUGGGUUAAUGACCUCAUUCAUGAACUGCAAUCAUACAUUAAUGACUGAAUGGAGCAGCUAGUUAAAUUUUGCAUGGUAGAAGGAAUUUUCAUCACAGUAAAUGUUUGGCUGGUCAUGGGAGGAGAGUUAACUGUGUACAAUUUAUUUUCACGGACUGUGCAGCAAUAUCCUGGGUUAAAUCUCAAACAUCUGCAGUCUCUUCAUGUGCCACUGUUAAUGGUUAUCAGCCCACUGGGUGGGAGUGUUGAGACUAUGACCCUCUUCGUGCUAUUAUCGGUGCGUGGGCCAUAUACCUUCAGUGGAUUUCACCUUCUCUGUGUCUUCUAUUUGUGUAAACAUCUGUAAUAACACAAGUGCAAGUGCUUAUAAAAAAAUUUAAAAAAUAAAAAAUUAUCCAUGCAACACAGGGAUACACUUUUUGCACUAUGCUGAGGAAUAAGAUGAACCGUACUCUUAUAUCUCAGUAUGUCUCCAACACUCUGAAAAUGAGUCACAUUGUUUGGGUUUAAACUAAGGACCAGGCCUCUAACAACAAUGUGAACCUCAUGGGUCUUCUCAGGUGAAUUAGUAAUAGGACUGUGUUUUGUGGCAGGAGAAGAAAGUUUUAUAGGUCAGUGAAGCCACAGACAAUAAUUUCCAUUUUUUAUUGUUUUCAUGUUUGAAAUUGUCCUUGUCUAAUAAAUUCCUGUGUUUCAUUAGUACCAUUUUGGGUUUUGUCAAUGAAGUAUUCAACUAAGAUGAUUUAUUCUGAUCACAAUUUUGGUUUCAGGACACUUUUCCAGGUGUCAUGACGUGUCACACCUGCUUACUGGAAAAGAAAAAUGGUGUAUACUGUCACAGUCGUGUGCCAUUGUAUGUUAGAUGCAAGUUGGGCAAGGGUGAGGGGUGAAGGUAGCAUAGUAGCAAUCUAAAUGAAUGUGAACAACUACUGAAAUGAUGCACUGACUGGUGUACUGUUUAAAUAAUAUUCUGACUGGUUGAUGUACUAAGCAACCAGUUUUUAAUGUCUCUUGGAAAUUUACACAAAAAACUUCCUGUCAUUAACAUUUGCUACUAAUUUCCUUUUUAUUCUUUAUAUAGCUUUUCAAAAAUUGUAAUUUCUCUUUAUCAUUAUGUGAAUCACAUUUGACUCUCAAUGUUAAUAAGUGUGUUGUUUGAGGUUUACUGUUUCAUUGAUAAUGAGAUCAGUGGAGAGUGUCAAGAUUAAGAGAUCCUCUCUCUUGUCUUGCAGCACAUGGUUCUUACAGAACCAUAUGCUCCACAUUGUUACAUAUAUUUGAACUCAGUUCUACACAGAGCAAAACCUAGAAAAAAACAUGGAAGUUAUUAAAUACUUUCUAAGCUGUUACUGUCUUACAAUAUUACGUCUUGUCUGUGGUUCAGAAAAUUCAGGAUUGUCACAGAUGCAGAGUCUACAUAUUGAUUGUUAUCCAAAAUAUUUGCCUUGUGGGCAUCUCCUACUUGUUAGUGCCAUACAUUUAUGUUAAAUGCCCAUAGAUAUCUGGUAAUUUUGAAACAUUUAUGAAUUGGAAUUUUGUAAUACAAAUCUCUAUCUGGGUUGAUUUGGUUUCCCAUUUUCACACAGGAAUGGACAGUUGCAGGCAGGCAGGCAGGCAUCAUCACGUGAACAGAGACUGUAUUAUUAUUUCUAAUAAAAAAAUAAACUUUGAGCUACAUUCAGCA